AUGGAAACCUUCAAGGACAAAAUGGAUGAUAAAAGUUAUCAGAUUAUUUUUGAAACACUCGCUUCGAACCAAUUUACGAGUAGGCUUCAACUAAAACUUCUUACCUCGGAUCAAGUCGACAUGAUGUUUUCAAAGGAACAAACCUUACCUUUAGGUGCAAAAAGCUUGCUGAUGUAUCAAUUAGAUUUCCUUAAGGAAGAAUCGCCGCUUCCAGUUCGAGCCCGGGGGCAUAAAGCAGAGCGAAUGAAUAUCGAUGAAACGUCCCAACCCCAUCGAGAAAAGCACUCGAAGUCUGAGGUGGAAACGCGCCGGGUAAGUUUGCACGUGUUUUAAGCGGGAACCUUUUGGUUCGUUGUUGAAUUCAGCAUUCAGUCGAGUCUUCGUCUAACAUUUAAAUCAUUUCCGUUCUAGUGUGUUCUUCCAGCUUUGCAAGAGCAGGGAAAAAAAUUUAAAGAACAGCUCGAAAGGGGAAAACAAGAAUAUCGAGAAAUUGAAAUGAACUUGGAGUCUAGAUGA
Messenger RNA from Porites evermanni, 516 nucleotides. The record is from the annotation of a GenBank genome assembly. NCBI's taxonomy places the organism in Eukaryota, Metazoa, Cnidaria, Anthozoa, Scleractinia, Poritidae.